Dentiscutata erythropus is the source of this 5025-nucleotide messenger RNA. The record is from the annotation of a GenBank genome assembly. Lineage: Eukaryota; Fungi; Glomeromycota; Glomeromycetes; Diversisporales; Gigasporaceae.
AUGGCAAAUCAACAAAUCGAUAGCGUUUCUUGUGUCGAAGCAAGUUAUAGGUUGAUUGAUGAAAUAAAACAUAUCAUCAUAAACCUUAAAAGAAGUAAAAAAAUCUUUGACCCAAUUAUUCAUUCUUCUUCAGAAACUGUACGAGCUUUACAUUAUGUAAAAAAUGAAGUUGAAUUAUAUUUUCAGCAAUAUGAAGAUGCUUUUAAUAAAUAUAAAAUUUCCUUAGAAAAUAUAAAAGAAUUUGCGAAAGAAAUAGCGAAUAUAGAAAAAAGUCAUUAUCUCUUUUAUCCUUAUAGGCAUGUAAAAGAGAAAUAUGAAAAAUUAUUAAAAGAACAUGAGAAUUGUGAAAAAAAAUUAAAUCCAAUUCUGAUUAAAGUAAUAAUGAAUAAACAAGAAAGUCAACAAGAAGAUUUUAAAAAUGUUCAUGAGAUGACUCACUAUAUGGAACCAAAGAUCACUAAUUUUUAUCUUGCCAAACAUGUGACAGAGAUAGGACAUGAUAAUGAAGAUGGUGUUAUCUCGGAUUAUAUCUUGAGAAUUAUUAAUUGGUAUGCACCUGAAAUGAUGCAAAAUAAUGCCAUAUAUACACACGAAUGUGAAAUUUACAGUUACGUAAUGCUUUUAUGGGAACUAGCUUUCCAAAGGGUUCCCUAUGAAAAAAUGAGUACAGAAGAAAUUGUUACUCAUGUUACAAAUGGUCGUAGAGAAUCUCCUGAACCACCUUUUUAUACAUUGGAAUUUCUUAAUAUUCAAAAUAAAUACUUAAGAAUCGUUGCUGAAGGUUGGGUUGUUAACCCAGAAAAAAGGAUUAGAAUGGAUGACAUUCUAUUAAGAUUAUCUAGUAUUGAAGCUGACUUUACCAAACCUAAGAGAAAUAAUUCAGGUUCUGUUCAUUCAUCUGAUCAACUCGAUCAACGUUCACAUAUACGUACUAGGGCUGCUUCAGUUCCGGUUAAACCUUACAGGCAGCCACAUCAACUUUUAUUAAGAUCCAAGGAUAAUGAAUCCAGGCCCGAUAAACAUACAAUUCCAGAUUCUCCAGGAUUCUCUAGAAUUUUGUCUCCAAGAGAAUCUAGAAAAUCUAGACCUUCAUCAAUUUUAACUCCUCGUUUGGAACCUGUUAAAGAAUCAUAUACAUAUUUUACAGCAACACCACUUGAAAUGGAUUUUCCAGAGUCGUACAAGAUUGAAUCAUCCAAUGAGUAUUAUUCAUCAUCACCAAGUAAUACUUCGUAUUUAAUAAGUCCUGAAAUUGUGAUUGAACCACCAAAAGCUGAUGUUGUGAUUAAAUCACCAAUUAAAACUUCAAAUUUAAUAAAAACUAUUGAAGUGAAUGAAACAACAAAUAAUGCUUCGAAUUUAAUAAAAUAUGAUGAAGUGAUAGAAACAUCCGAUGAACCUUUGAAUUCAAUAAAAACUGAAACUAUCGAGGAACCAAAUGAAACUUUAGAUUUAAUCGAAACAAACGAUGUAAAUGGAACUAAACAAUCAAGACCAUCGAGUAUGUCAUUCGAAACUCCAGAUUUAAUGGAAACAACCGAUGUAAAUGGAAAUAAACCAUCGAGGCAAACAAGUAUAUCAUUCGAUGAUUCUAAAUCAAGACCGUCGAGUAUGUCAUUCGAUGAUGUAAUUAGAUCAAGACCGUCAAGUGUGUCGUUCGACGAUGUAUAUGAAACUAAACAAUCAAGACAGUCGAGUAUAUCACUUAAAUCAUCAGAAUUAUCAGAUGAGAAUGAAAAUGAACCAUCAGACAUCUCCGAUGAUGAUCCAAUACCAUCAGAGAAUAAGAAAAUAAAAUCAUUAGAGACUCCAAGUUCACAAAAUUUACAAGAAGUACCAAGUUCAAUAAGUGAAGAAUUAUAUCAUGCAUUGAUUGUCAACACUGAGAAAAAAUUAUUGACUGCAGCUUUAACAUGUGCCUUUACGUCAAAACCAAAAAUGAAAAUUUUAGAUACUAUAAAAUUUAAAGCAAAAUUAAUGCAUUCAUCAACCUUUUUAUUAGAGAAUCAUAUCGAAUCAACUAAGCUGGAACUUAAUUGGAUAUCUGAUGUUGACACUCUAAAUAACAUAUCGCAAGUGGAUUCUGUUUAUUUGGAAAUAAAAUAUCCAAAAGCUGAAGUCAGUUUUGAGAAAGGUUCUAUAAAACCAUCCAAAGAAUUUACCAGUGCAAUUCAAAAUGCUCUGGAUAAUAAAAAUCUUUAUCGAGAAUUGAUAAAAGUAUUCGAAAAAUUUGGACAUUUCUUACCUAGUAAAGUUAUUCUUGGUGAUAAAUUAUAUUCAAUAUCGAAAUUAUCAAGUUUAAAUCCAAAAUCGCCAGAGCCAAGAUCAAUCAAUAAAGAAUUUAAAACGGCCGAUGAUUUUUCAACAAAAUGUAAUGAUUACAAAGAUAUUAUCAAUCAAUGGGACAAAUACGUAAAAUCUUAUAAUAUUGAUCCAUCAUCUUUAACUUCAAUUAAUGGUGAUGUGGUUAAGAGAAAUUGUAUUAAAGAAUGGGCAAUUUCUUGCUUAAAAAAGAGUCCCGAUUCAUUGAAAAUUAUCAGUUGGGAAGGUUUAUAUCCUUUAUACGAAAUAUUAAAUUCACAUUUAUGUCAAGAAGUCAAAUUAUGUCUUGGAAAUGAUGAACAAACGAUCAGUAGCGGAGUUAAAGAGAAAGUUCUUAAAUCUGGUGUAAUACCGAUUAAAAGUUCACAAUUUAAAUAUCGUGUGAACUUUGAUUCUUCUUUAGAAUCAACAAAUUAUAAAAUUUUCGGUAAAGUCUUGAAACAGGAUGGUACUCAAUUUGAAAAUGCUGACGUCAAUUUUAUAUCUAAAGAUAAAUCUGGAUUUUCGGCGAUAAUUGAAAUCUUUUCUGAUGAUAAGCUCGAUGAUUUGAAUUUGCAAAUAACUUGGGCAUUAAUAGGAAUACCAUCCGAAGUUGGUAUUUUUGAAUCGAAUACACGAAGUAUCCCUAUUGCGUAUUUUAAUAAGCGUACAUUUACUCCGAAAGCACCAGUAAAAGAUGCUACGGGAAUAGAAACUUGUGAUAUUCAAUUAAAAACUUCGGAAAUUUUACAAUCAAGUGCAAUUCUCAUUACCACAUUCAAAUACCCUAAAUCGGAUUACAAUCAAUACUUUAUUGCAAAAGUUAAAGAUUAUCGUGAUAAAACGAUUCAUGUUAAUAUCAGUGUUCGAAAAACUGAGAAUGAAUCUCUAGAUGAAAUUGAAGAAGAAGAUUAUUGUGUAAAGGUUCCUGAACUUCAUUGGUGCGUUCUUCUAUUGGAUGAAGAUGACGAAACAAAUUUGGCAGGAAUAGGUCAAAACGUUCAUGGUGAUUAUUCAAGCUCUGAUAAUAGUGAAUUAAAUUUAAGCUACAAGAAACUUGAUACUGAAACGGGUAAAGAGCUGAUAGAAGUUUUAAAAACAAAUAAAACUUAUACCAGCUUAGAUAUAAGUUAUAAUAAUAUCGGUGUGGGAUUGGCAAAACAACUCAGGAUGGUUUUAGAAAGUAAUGAAUUUCUCACUCGAUUAAACUUAAAAGCGACGUGUAUUGAACCUGAUAUAGUAAUCCAGAUGAUAAGAGCCAAUAAAACCCGUCUUGUUGAAUUGAAUUUAAGCAGUAACAGUGAAAAAUUCACUAAAAAAGGAAAAGCGUUGAUAGAAGCUUUAGGAAAAAAUACGUCUCUUAUCACCUUAAACUUAAGUGAAAAUCCUUUUGAUUGGUCCGAUGUAAGCUUUACUCCUUUGGAAAGUAACAAAUGUCUCGAGAAUUUAGAUUUGAGCAGUUGUAAUCUUACUCCUAAAACGGUUGAAAGAUUAAGAAAAUUCUUAAUAACUUCAAAGAAUCUUAAAUCGUUAAACCUUAGUUCAAAUAAUCUCGCUUUCCAAUCAGAACGCAUAAUUUCAGAAAUCUUGGCAAAAAAUAAAACUCUUCGAGUUUUAAACUUGAGUACAAAUAAGAUUAGCUCGACAAUAGAAUCUUUAGAUAGAGAUUCAAAAACAUCUUUAACAGGCAGAGUAACGUCGCAGUAUAAGUAUAGAUACGACAUGGCCCGAGCUCUAAAAGUAAAUAAUUUGGCGGAAGCGAUAAAGAAAAAUAAAACUCUUAAGAAAUUGGAUUUAAGUUGUAAUUACAUCCGUCUCGAAGCAGGAAGAAAUUUAGCAAGAGCUUUAACGAACAAUAAAUUCAUCACUGAUUUGAACUUAAACGAUAAUGAUAUUGUUCAUGAAUUAGGUGAAUUUUUAAUGACUAUUUUAUCAAACAAUAAUAUUACCGGUAAAAGUUUAAAAUCGACAAAGAUUAGCUCUGAAAUGGUAAAGACUUUAUCACAAGAUUUAAAGUCGAAUAAAGUCAAGCUCCGAUAUUUAAAUUUAAGUCGUAAUGAAAUUAAUGGUGAUGCGAUGGUAGCUUUAAUAGAAGCUUUAGAAGAAAAUACGACUUUAAGGAAUUUGGAUCUAAGCGCUAUUACAGGAGCAGGACAAAUAGGACGAGAAUUAACAAAGUCUUUAGAAAAAAAUAAAACACUAAAAACAUUAAAUUUAAGUAGCUGUAAUAUUCGUAUUAAUGUAGUAAAUGCGUUGGAAAAUGCUUUACGAACAAAUGAUACACUCUCUGAUCUAGAUCUAAGUAACAAUUCUUGUUCAAUGAGUAAUUUGUUAAAAGCUUUAGAGACAAAUAGGUCGCUCAUCAAAUUGAAUAUAAGUGAUAGAGAUUUCUUUUCAGAUGAUAUAGAAGCUUUGGCGAAUGCUUUAAAAAUAAAUAAUACGCUUACUCAUCUAUAUAUAAGUAGAACUAUGGAUGAACCUGAGAUCGGAAAACCUUUAUUUGAAGCUUUAGAGGUGAACAAGAGACUUACCGAUUUGGAUUUGAGUAGAAAUAGUAUUAAAGAAAUAGAAAUUAUAGCUAAGGCAUUAUUAAAUAAUGUAUCUCUUCGAAGAUGCAUUGAAAAAAAUCCGAAUUUAGAGAUUUCUUGCACUAGGACGUCUAAAGCGAAGCAUAAAUGUGAUAGAAUUAUGCUCCACAAUCGUGAAAUGAUAGAAAUUGCCUAA